Messenger RNA from Polyodon spathula (Mississippi paddlefish), 6020 nucleotides. RefSeq names its product butyrophilin subfamily 1 member A1-like. The transcript has 13 exons. The record is from RefSeq and is a predicted model, not a curated record. Gene Ontology annotation, molecular function: protein binding. Bases 541 to 3204 code for a protein of 887 amino acids. NCBI's taxonomy places the organism in Eukaryota, Metazoa, Chordata, Actinopteri, Acipenseriformes, Polyodontidae.
CGCGAGACUGUAUUGCCGUUCCAUCCCCAGAACUGGGUCUGUAUCAUUCCUCUGACGUGCUGUGGGGGUGUCCCUGGGGAUUCCUUUCCUAGCGGUUACAUUGCUUUGCUUUUCUUGAAGGACAUUCCUGGGUUUUAUUGUUGCGGGUUGCAGGUUUAGAAAGAAUCGGGGAAGAUGUAAUAAGUCAGUUAUCAAAGUGUCACAAUAUCAAACUGUUUUACACCGCGCGUGGUGCUUAGACCGGGAUUUUUUGGUUUUGGUUUUGGUUUUUGUUUUUGUUUGUUGAAGUGCCAACAACACAACAUGUAGAAGUGGAAACACAGGAAGAACAGCCGUCCUGGUAUUUCUUACCGUUAAGUUACUUGUGUUAAAUCUGCAAGUAUUUCAACAUCUUAUUCGUGUGAAUCAUGAAUCGGUGGCAGGGCUUUACAGCAAAUUAAACUUCACAAUACAGCUCGGACAUUAAAGUUGCUCCACUUCCUGUUUGCUUCAGUUUGAAAGCUGAAACAAAGACGGUGAAAAGCUGAAAGUCAAGUGGAAAUGAAGAUGAGAUUCCUAGGGAUGGUGUGUCUCUUUGUCUGGAGUUUGCUGCUGGCUGUUUCCGCACAGACAGAUGGCCAGACUGUCGUUGUCUCUGAUCAGCCUGUCUUUGCUGAUCCUGGAGAAGAUGUCACCUUGCCCUGUCACAUUUCACCCAGGGUCAAUGCUGUGGACAUGGAGGUGACGUGGUUCAGGGAUAAAUUAAAAAGCCCAGUCCAUUUAUAUCAAAACCAAAUACAUCAAACAGAUAAGCAGGACCUAUCCUACCGGGGUCGCACUGCUCUCUCGGCACUGCAGACUGGAGAUCUCUCUCUGAAACUGCGGGAUCUCAGACUCUCCGAUAGUGGUGUCUACACCUGUGCAGCUGAUGAUGGCAAAUGGUAUGAAGAAGGAAAAAUUGAACUGAUAGUCAUAGUUCUGGGGACCCAGCCCUCAAUCUCCAUGGACUCUACACAAGAAGGUCAGGCCAGGAUAGCGUGCACAUCAGAGGACUGGUACCCUGAACCUGCGGUGCUCUGGAGUGACAGGGAUGGAAACGACGUGACGUCACUGUCCAGCACAAGAGUGUUCAAGGACAGUCAGGGGUUUGUCAGCAUCAGGAGCUACAUCCCAGUCAAACAGCAGUCCAACGUGUUUGCUUGUCUGCUUAGAAGUAAAACACCAAAAUCAGUCCGGGAAUCCAAACUCCACAUAUCCAAGGACUUUUUCCCAGGAGUCUCUGGAUGGCAGGUGGCUUUCUCCUUGACUUUAGCUCUCAGUAUUGCAGCCAUUCUUCCACUGGUGCUCCAAUGGAUAAGAAUGGACAGAAAGGAGAAGCAGCUUGCAGUUAAUGCUGUUGUGCAUCUUCGUAAGGAACUUGAGUCUGUGAAGAGAGAGGUUCUUAAAUCAGAAUGGAGGUGGAUCUGCAGCUCAGCAGUUGAUGUGACUCUGGAUCCUCGUACAGCGCAUCCCAAACUCUUACUGUCUGAGGAUUGGAAAAGAAUGAGACGGGGAGAGACUUGGCAGGAAGUCCCUGAAAAUCCAGAGAGAUUUGAUUCCAUGCACUGUGUGCUGGGUAGGGAGGGCUUCACCUCAGGGAGACACUACUGGCAGCUGCAUGUGGGGGGCAAUACACAGUGGAAAUUAGGAGUCUGCAGAGAGUCUGCCAAGAGGAAGGGGGACUUUAACAUGGCUCCCCAGGAGGGUUACUGGAUUGUGGAGUGGAUGGAGAGUGGAUGUAAAUUUGCUGCUCUCACCGAGACCACCAAGACUCCCCUCUCCCUGAGCCUGAAGCCCCAGAAGCUGGGGGUGUAUCUGGAUUAUGAGGAAGGACGGCUCUCCUUUUACAAUGUAGACACCAGAUCUCACAUCUACACUUUCACUGACAUGGAGUUCAAUCCCAAUGAGAAACUCUAUCCACUCUUCUGGACUGGAGACAAGAAAACAGACCUUGUACUAAAGUCCCCUUUCUGGACUUCUCCAGCAACAGUUGAUGUGACUCUGGACCCUGAUACAGCACACCCCAAGCUCAUCCUGUCUCACGAUGGGAAACAAGUGAGAUCUAGAGAGAUACUGCAAGAUCUCCCUGACAGUUCACAGAGAUUUGAUUACUGGCGCUGUGUGCUGGGCAGGGAGGGCUUCACCUCAGGGAGACACUACUGGCAGGUACAGGUGGGGAGGAAUACAGUGUGGAGAUUAGGAGUCUGCAGAGAGUCUGCCAAGAGGAAGGGGAAGAUCAGCAUGAGCCCCCAGCAGGGUUACUGGACUAUGUGCUGGGAUAAAUAUGAAGUUGUGUUUACAGCUGUCACUGACCCUGAGACACCUCUCCCCCUGAGUGUGAAGCCCUGGACACUGGGGGUGUAUCUGGAUUAUGAGGAAGGGCAGCUCUCCUUUUACAAUGUGGAGACCAGAUUUCACAUCUACACUUUCACUGCCAUGGAGUUCAGUCCCAGUGAGAAACUCUAUCCACUCUUCCAUACUGAGGACAGCAAGACAGACCUUGUUCUGGAGUCUUCUUUCAGAACUUUCCCUCCCCCUGAAGCGAGUGUUGUGGAUGUGACUCUGGAUCCUGAUACAGCACACCCCCUGCUCAUCCUGUCUCCGGAUGGGAAAAAAAUGAGACCGAGAGAGACAAGGCAGCAUCUCCCUGACAAUCCAGAGAGAUUUAAUCGCUGGCUAUGUGUGCUGGGCAGUGAGGGCUUCACCUCAGGGAGCCGUUACUGGCAGGUGCAGGUGGGGGGGAAUACACAGUGGAUAUUAGGAGCCUGCAGAGCGUCUGCCCAGAGGAAGGGGGAGUUCAGCAUGAGCCCUCAGCAGGGUUACUGGACUGUGGAGUGGAAGAGUGGAGAUGAAAAUGAAUUCACUGCUCUCACUGACCCCCGGACCCACCUCUCCAAGAGUCUGAAGCCCCAGAAGCUGGGGGUGUAUCUGGAUUAUGAGAAAAGGCGGCUUUCCUUUUACAAUGUGGAGACCAGAUCUCGCAUCUACACUUUCACUGGCAUGGAGUUCAAUCCCAAUGAGAAACUCUAUCCACUCUUCUGGACUGGGGACAGAAAUAUAAACCUUGUGCUGGAGUCCUCCUUCAGCACUCCUUCCUCUGAAGUGCCAGGUGAUGUGUCUCUGGACCCUGAUACAACACUCCAAGAUCACUCUGUCUUAAUGAGCCCUCGACCUUCCUCCCCCUGAGGGCAGACACUCUGUCAACCAGUGGACAUCCUUCUGCAGCCAGGGGGCCAAUGACACCCCUCCCCCAGGUCAUACGUUUGUACCUUUUAAUUGGGCUUUGUUUUUAAAAGGUACUGUAUAUUUAAACUGGGCAUCAAAUAAUAUCACAUUCAUAUAUGCUAGAGGUAAAAUAUAUCUCUCAUCCAUAACAUAGUUUGCUUGAUAUGUCUCCAUUUUAAUGUCUCCACUUUGGAGUUAUAUAUAUAGUGUGUGUGCGCGCAUGUAUGUAUGUAUGUAUGUAUGUAUGUAUGUAUGUAUGUAUAUAUGUUACUGCACAUGGGAAAGUGUUUCUCUCUCUGGCACAGUAUCUCUCCAAGUGUGAAGACCACUACUUAAACUGUACCCUGAAAUCAGUUGAAUUUAGAAUUGCAACUUAGUUGAAUAAUUAUGACUCUUACAUCAGACAAAGCCAUGCAAGAUCAACAUACUGUAAAUACAGUAUGAGUAUUGAGUUUUGUUAAAAAAUGCUACUGGAUAUUCCAAAUUGGGGAGAAAAUGGGGUAAAAAUAAUGAAAAAAAAAUGCUAUAAUACGGCCCACUGUGCAUCCUGCACUUAACAGGAGCAAGGGAAUACAAAGGGACACCAGGGCAAUACGUCUGUAGCUAGGACUACUUGUGUGUAUGAUUAGUUUUAAUCCGAUUAACCACUUCAACUCCCAGAUGAAAAAGUGAAACCCCUUCUCGGGUACCAGAUUUUGAAAUAAUAAUAAUAAUGUUUUCAAACCUGGAGUUGCUAUAAAAUGUUAACAUAUGAAGAAUAAUCCACAAACAAAUGACCUAAACUGUGUUUUUAUUUAACCCUUUACACCACCUUGGGUUCCAAAAUUGUUUUUUGAGUUAUGUUAAAAAAUGCUAUGAUGGGGUCCCGAGUGGCACUGCAUCCAGCCGAGGAGCUUCAGCGGAAGUGCAGGGUGCUAUAGCCCUAGAGACUGGACAUCGCCGCUGGUUCCAUUUCAAACCAAACCCCUUCCAGUUUGCAGCUGGCUUACCUGUAAAGUAACAGAGUGCUCUUUUGUUUGUGAAAGUCACAAAGGGAAGUGAUUUGUUUUCCAGGAACAAAACCCUAAAAAGCACUCGAAUGGAGAUCGCACUCUCUCUAGUUCCACGGCGGGGUGCACAUCUGUGUAAAGAGCUGCAAGAUGAAAUGAUGGAGGACUGGCAUCGUGGUAGAGAUCAGUAAUAAACACCCAGGCCCCUGCUGUUCUUGCCUCCCGAUCCUCUUCAUCAAAAUCACUGAGUGGCAUCACUGUUAGUGGUAUCGAAAUCCACAGAACCAGGUUCAGAAUCGCCAUCGCUCCCUUUGCCACUCUCCGCGUGCGUCGACAUGUUUAGCUUUUGCUAAAAGCAAAUUAACUACAACUAAAACUAAUAAUAUGAAACUCUAUAUAUGGAUAUGGAUUCUUGCAAUAUGUCCGAAUGUCACCUGACAUUUCUGCACUUUCAACAGCACCAGAACUGCCUGGGUGAAACCUGAAACGCUCGACUGAGAAACCGCUCGUAAAAUAGUUUUGGGGAAACUUGAUGUACCCACAUAUGGCAUGGUACUGGGCAUGGUACUGGAGGUGGGUUUGCGUACGUCGUGGCGUUGAAGUGGUUAGUAACUUAAUUUUUUUCAGUACAUUCAGUGCACACUAUUUGCUGGCAAUGCACAAUAUGAACAUUAAAAACCAAACAAGUACAAUACAGCCAGCCUACAUGUUUUGUAAUGACAAAAGUUUGUGUUAAACAAACAAAAAAAAAGAUUGUACGUAUUCUCUAGCGAGGGGUUUUACACAUUUGCUUCAGUUUCUUGUUCUUCUGCCACUUCGUUCAGUGCUCAGAUGUUCAAACCCGGUGGAGCUGAAGCAGACGCGCAUAGCAGCAGACCCUUGAUGGAUUGCGUGGCCAGCGUUAUGCAUUUAUCCAGUUAAACGCGUUGCACCGACUUUGGGACCACGCAGCUUCGUGCAAUUAAGCAAAUUAUCCAUUUAGUUGAUUUAUAUUUAACUGAAAUGUAUAAUCAUAGAAAAUGAUGCAUUAUAAAGAGGGGCCAGUUGCAUGUUAUAUAAUUCAAACUGUAUUUUUCAUAUUGCACCACAAAGCGCUUUACAAUGACAAAAACAAUACAUAUUACUAAACAACAGCAUUACAAAAGAACAGAAUAAAAACAAAAACGAAUGCGUGAGCUGUAUGAUAAAAAUGUGGGGGGACAGGUUUGGUUUCUUCUCACCCAAACUAAGCUGUAAUAAUAAUAACAGCCAAAGAUGUUAUAAUAGUAGAAAACACUAGUGGAGCCCUUUGAGUAAAUUGUUGAUGCUCACAACUGCCAUAUCUAUUAUAACUCCUGAAUACUCGCUAAGACUUUUGCACAGCAGUGUCUACAAGAUGGUUUUUAGUUUCAUCAUGAAUUCCUAUUAUUUUAUCAUGCUGAAGUACAGAAUUAGUUAAUCUGAAAUUCAUUGUGAAUUAUGGACAAUUAUUUGAAUGUGUUACCCACAAAUAGUGACAAAAUGCAAUCCAAAAAUAAAAAUAAAAAUGAAAUAUGUUCUGGGGAAUUCAACAGGAUAUUACUGUUAAUAUAUAACCCGAAUUAUUAAACACAUUAGUAAUCUGUGAGAUUGUUUGUUUGUUUAUUGAAGCUACCUAAUAAAUUACUGUUACUUUGCUCACUGCUGGGGGUUUGUUUGUUUUUUUCUGUAAAAAAUGUGAAUAAAAAAAAAAAAAAAAGUCCUGGGACCCCUGAUCAGUUUUUACCGUUCCUGACGAUAUACGACAAUACACCAAACCAGAGCAGCUGU